Nerophis lumbriciformis (worm pipefish) is the source of this 3123-nucleotide messenger RNA. The record is from RefSeq and is a predicted model, not a curated record. NCBI's taxonomy places the organism in Eukaryota, Metazoa, Chordata, Actinopteri, Syngnathiformes, Syngnathidae.
AUGUUGAAGGCUGGCGCUGGGCCAAUUACGUCACUAGGGCAUCCAACAUGGCGUCCAACAGCCGGCUGCAGGAGGAAGACUGAGGAAGAAGAGGAGGGGAGAAGGAGCAAGCGGCAGCAGGACGCCGAAUGUCCCCUUGGUCCUCGUCGGACGCCAAAAUACACCCGCAGAGAGGAAGACCCAGUCCAACCAGGGUCCUACCAAGAGGUGGAAAUGUCAGCCCAAGGGGAUCUCACCUGUCUCAUUUCGAGGCCCACCCCGCUAACGAAAUCUCCGUUUGAGCUCAUGCCUCCGCCCGCCACAGUGGGCUUCCUCAAGUUGUCUCGUCCAUGCUGCUACGCCUUCCCCGCAGGCCAUGGUGACUGUUCCUUCUUCGCCGUCAACGGUUUCACAGUUUUGGUGGAUGGCGGUUCAGAUCCACGGGCUUGCUUCUGGAAAUUGGUACGCCACCUGGACCGUGUGGACGCCCUACUGCUCACCCACGCCGGUGUAGACAACCUGAGCGGCAUCAACAGUUUCCUGGAGAGAAAGGCCGCCGAGACGGAGCUGCGCACACUGAAGGACGAUGGGUCCGGGAGGCUUAUCUCCCCUGAGCUCGGGGUGGUCUUCUUUAACGCUCCAGAUUGGUUAAAAUCAUGUCAAGUGAUUUUGCACUUCCCUGUUUUGUCAGGUGUGGACAAUGUACUGAAGAGUACAGAUCAGGCAGCACUAACUGUACAGUUAUUAAAGAAAUUAGACAUCCAACCCCACCCCAUGUUUCGACCACCAGUGGACCCCCCCGAGCCCAUCACUCUGUUCCAAAAGAUGGGUGUGGGUCAGCUGGACUUGUACAUCCUCAGCCCAGUCAAAAACAGCCAGGAUUACCAGACGUUCAUGCGGGACUGGCCCAAUGCUGCGUCCCCUGAAAAGCUUGCCCUUGCCACCCUCGCCUCAGCGUCUGCCCUUCUCGUGUGGCACCCGGCGUGCCCCCAAGAGAAAGUAGUCCGAGUCCUGUUCCCUGGCGUCACUCCGCAAGCCAAGCUGCUGCAAGGCCUGGAGAAGCUCAAGGGCUUGGCUUUCCUGCAGAAACCCACAGUGACCACCGGCGACCUGGAGAGGAUUGGAGACGACGGGAAGAGCAAAAGAGCAACGAGCCAGGACAGUGUCCACUCUCAAAAUGCAUCCAAGAAAGCUAAUGAAAAGGAGGUAAAAAAGAAUAGAAAGCAGAGUGGUAAGGAAGAAACUGUCAUCUUAAAGAACGGCAUUGGGAAGAAGGAGUCCCCCUUAUCCAGACCGAAGAAUGACAACAAAACUAAGCUAAAAAAAGAUGCUAAAAAUGACUCUAAAACAGAGUUUAAAAAGACAAAAAAAUCACCUGGAAAGGACAACAAGAAAGUAGAUGUCAAGAAUGAUACAGUAAGAACAGACAAUGAGGCUACACUAGAAGUUUCAAAACCAGAGGAGAACCAUCCUCCCCAUGCCUCCAAAACAACUACCCCCGAGGAUAUGACAUCUAUCAGACAACUUCGGGAGGAAACGGAACAAGGAGAAGGAAAUAUUGCAGAUGAGGGGAAAAGGACAGGUAGUGACUUGGCAAAGAAGGAAGGUGUAGCUCAGCUCGGAGUUGCUAAGAAACCUGCAAAAGUGGUUGGAUUCCCGUCCCCAUUGAAGCAGUCCACGAAGAAUGAGCCAAGUAUUGAUAUGGACUUGACCCCAACUGAGUACACUCUCCUGGAUGGGGCUUUGAGAGCUAGUCCACCCUCGAGGUCAUCCCCGGAUAACCAGGCCACUUCAGAGGAGAGGACCAUAGAGCAGAACUCCUCAGAUUCCAGGCCCAACAGCGCUGGCCACACUCCUUACUGUCUGUCUCCAGAUGACGUGUGGUGCAACAGAGACACCCUCAGCAGACUGCGGGCCCAAGAAGCGGCAGAAGUUUUUCCAUCCAGGCCGGCCCAACACAACACCAGAGAGAAGCACCUUACUUUCCUCUCUCUGGGCCCCUUGAAGGAUGGAUCCUCCGACCUGUCCCCCUCCGUGGCCAACACUACCACCUCCACCCACUCCAUGCCGGCAGAGGUGAGCUCUCCUCAGUCGACUGAAGUGGACGAGUCACUGUCCAUGUCCCUGGAGCACGGCCCUGCAUCGGGGACUCAGAGGGAAGUGGACGACGCGGUGCAUCAUGCCAAUGGAGGCAAUUUUGCCGGGAUAAAAAGGCCUUUUAGGUCAUCGGCAUCUGAAACGGGUCGACCUCCAGUUCCCGGCGCCCUGCACUUUGAGCCGCCGGCUCAUGAUGUGGACCUGUGUCUGGUUUCCCCUUGCGAGUUCAAGCAUUUCAAGCAGCCGGACUAUGGCUCGGGUGACCACAACGGCGUGACACCCAGCGAGUCAAAUGCCCCCAUCUGCACCGAGGAGUGCCCGUCCACCACAGCCGAUGGUGUCCUGGACUCAGAUGAGGACGGGUCGUAUGGGGUUCCGUCAAACCUCCGGGGCAGUCGUGCUCUUCCACGGGACCCGCUUCCUGCUCGGAUCAGGGAUAGCCCACCUCUGUCUCCGCGCCCCGACACCACCAUGCCCGUCCCGCAGUCUGACGUUGGUGCUCGUGAAAAGAAAAGAAAAACGAGUGGUGUGGGAAAGAAAACAUCUGGGGUGACUGCCGUCCCCCCGAAACCGAGCCCGGGCAAAACUCGGACAGGAAACGUAAUCACAAAAACUACAAAGGACGUGUCGUCGUCACGAACACCCAACACUCGUUCGCCGAAACCUGCAUCCUCGCAGUCUCGCCGUCCCUCCUCUGCAGAAGAAACAAACGUAUUUGUGGACCUGGCUUACGUUCCCUCUGGAGCAUCUUCGUCCACUGUGGGUGUGGACUUCUUCAAGAGCGUCCGCUCUUCAUGCUAUGUCGUUAGCGGCGACUGCCCCGAGAGGGAAAAGCUCAUGCGACAAACACUUGACGCACUUCUCCAAGCCAAGGCGAGCUGGGAGCACACAGUGACACUCAUCCCCACCUUUGAGUCAGCGUCCAUGCAAGACUGGUACCAAGAGACCGUGGAGCGUCACAGGGAGUUGGGUGUGCUGGUCCUGGGUUCCAACAGCACCGUGGCCAUGCAGGACGACACUUUCCCGGCCUGCAAGAUUGAGUUCUGA